Messenger RNA from Leucoraja erinaceus (little skate), 7212 nucleotides. It is a transcript of the gene ngef, whose product is annotated as neuronal guanine nucleotide exchange factor. Bases 413 to 2824 code for a protein of 803 amino acids. Gene Ontology annotation, biological process: activation of GTPase activity. The record is from RefSeq and is a predicted model, not a curated record. Gene Ontology annotation, molecular function: guanyl-nucleotide exchange factor activity; protein binding. The transcript is spliced from 16 exons. NCBI's taxonomy places the organism in Eukaryota, Metazoa, Chordata, Chondrichthyes, Rajiformes, Rajidae.
CAACACCUAACAUUCCACCAUUCAAUUUGAUUAUGGCCGAUCUGCAUCUUUACAGCAAAUGCCCUCCUUGGCUACACAAUCCUGACUACCUUUCCAAACUUAUUAAGUUUAGCUUUUAAUUUGUUUGACCUUCAAAGGCUUUUUAAGGACUGCUUCCAUACUUUUAUUAUCCUUUUAUAUACAUCUGAGGGUUUUUUUGCGUCAGGUAAACUAAUUUUUGUUACUACCUUUAUUCAGCUUUUUUUAACUCUGGACUUUCACUUUUGUUUUUAUUAAUUGAUCACAUAUUCACAAAGCAGCACCUCUCGCUGGUAAACUGCUGGAAUCAUUCACUCCUUGGUGACGUUGGAAGUACGAGUAUCCAGUGUGGAUUCAGCAGGAAUAACACAGCAAAGAGUAACAUCAGCCCAAGAUGUUUGCUAGCAGUAAACGCACUGUGAAACAGAUUGGUGCAGUGAAAAUGGAUGUUGCUCACUGUGAUAAUAGGGAUCAUGAUCUACAUCAACAUGACAAUGACGAUUCAGAGAGAGACGGAAAGAAGCAUGUUCCCAUCCGUAGGAAUUCUUGGUUUUAUCGAUCAAUGAGGAGGAAACGCCAAACCAAUAAACAGUCUGAAACAGCACCACGAACAACUGACAAUCUUUGCAUGAAAAAUGAUGGGCUGCAGGAAAGACCAAAUUAUCUAGGAUACACUCCCAAACCCUCUGGCUCAUUGCCUUGUUGGAAAAUUCCCACAAACACUCCACAGCACAUGCAGAAAUCACCACUAUUCACCACAAGCAGCAACCUUGGGCCGUCUGUAUCAAGGAAUCCUCAGCCUGGGGACUGGAGUCACAUUGAUACGAAAAUGCUGCCCAGUUGUUAUGGGCCUUUGCCAGUGUUUGGACUAAAUGAUAAGCAAAAGGAGAACCACUCACAAAUACACAGUGACUCCCAAAGCUGUCAGCUGGCCUCGAACACUGAAAAUCUUCUAAAUAAAGCAACCAGCUCCAUUUCAACUCCGAGUAAAGUUACUUGCACAGAGAUUCUGACCAACGACCUCGGCUCCUGCAAUCUCGGAGAAACUCAGCCUCCUGAAGAAGGAAGCUUAACAGCAUCUUCACCGGGAGAUGGUCAAGAGAAAGACAACUCAAGCAGAUUUCUUGAAGCGAGCUCACAACAAAAUGGAAAUUCUCCAGCAUGUGCUUCCGUAUCCAGGUUCAAGAAUGUUUGGCAUUUCAUUGAAAACAUAGAACUUCUGUAUCAGGAAUAUCGGGAAAAGAGCACGUAUCAAGAAAUCGAGACCAGGCGGAUGCAGGAUUGCGCUGAAAAGAACAGGACGGAAUUUGUAAAUGAAGGCAAACCUCAGGAAGUGAAAAGUGACACCACUAUUCCUGCUCAAGAGCCAUCGCAACCUGUUAAACUCACCUCGAGUACGAAUAACCUGGGCAUGAAACUAUGGCAGAACACAGAGAAAGUCAGAAGCAGCACAGUGUUGAGUACUCUCAGUCGCAAGGAAAUUAAACUCCAAGAGGCGAUGUUUGAGCUGGUCACAUCGGAAGCAUCUUACUACAAGAGCCUGGAGAUAUUAGUUUACCACUUCAUGAAGUCUGAGCAGCUCAGUGAGAUACUCAGUCCCAUUGAGAAACAUCAUAUUUUCUCCAACAUCCUCGAUAUCAAAGCAGCGAGUGAACGAUUCUUUCAGGAUCUGGAGCACCGUGUGGAGGAAGAUAUCGUCAUCUCGGAUGUCUGUGAUAUUGUGUACGAACACACAGUUGACUAUUUUAACGUUUACAUCCCAUACGUCACGAACCAGAGCUAUCAGGAGGCCGCCUAUCGACGAACAAUGGAAAACAACCUUCAGUUCCGUAAUGCGAUGGCUGAACUCGAGAAGGAUCCCAAAUGUAGAGGACUGCCAUUCCCCUCAUUUCUCAUCCUCCCCUUUCAAAGGAUAACACGUUUAAAACUACUGGUCCAGAAUAUCUUGAAAAUAGCCGAGGAAGAGUCGAAGAGGGAAAACACAGCUGUGACGGCACAUAAAGAACUGGAAAAGAUCAUCAAAGAGUGUAGUGAACGUGUUAAAAAAAUGAGCAGGACUGAGCAGCUGAUCAAUUUUGAGAAGAAACUGGAAUUUAAAGUCAAAGCUGUGCCAAUCAUCUCCCACUCCCGGUGGCUGCUGAAGGAAGGUGAACUCGAACAAAUGUCGGGACAGAAAGCAACACGAACGUUUCGGAAGAAGAAAUUGUUUAAGCCAGUCUUCCUGAUUUUGUUCAAUGAUCUUUUUCUGAUAACCAGGAAACAAUCCUAUGGUGACCGAUAUGAAGUGUUUGACUAUGCACUUCGAGGUCUCCUUCGAGUUCAAGAGCUGGAUGACCAGGGUCAGGCGUUGGCAAAUGUCUUCACUCUACGGCUCUUGGAGAAUUGCAAUGACCGGGAGAUCCAAUAUAUGCUGAAAGCAAAGUCACUGAGUGAUAAGAAACGCUGGGUUCACGCACUCAUGCCAAACCGAAGAACUAAAUACGUUUCUCCCAGCUCAUUGCAUUGGGAUUGUCCUCAAGUGCAAUGUAUUCAGAGGUACACCGCACAGGAACCAGACGAACUGUCGCUGGAAGCUGCCGACAUCCUCAAUGUUGUCGAAUCGACUUCUGAUGGCUGGAUACUAGGAGAUCGCUUGCACGAUGGAGAGAAAGGCUGGUUCCCAAACCUCAUGGUCGAAGAGAUCAAAAAUCCACAGCUCCGAGCUCAGAACAGAAAGGAAUGCUACCGAAUCUAUAAGGCGGAAGAAUGCCAUGGCAAUAAAAGCAAAGAAGGGAGAAAAUUAACCAGCAGAAGUGUGAUCCAUUAGCGGCAAUGGAAUCUUUGUACUUUGUUCAGCUUGUGUUUUUGACAGAUCGUGAAACUUCCUCCAUUCUGCAUGGCAACGCUAGCAGUGAAUAUUUUUGCCAGAAAACUGCAGAUUGUGAACCGUUUGUAUUUCAUUCACAAAAUGCUCCAUCUCUUUAAAUUAUUUAAUCUACAUAGUGAAAGCAGGAUUGCAGUGAAUACAUUUCAUCUACAGAUUGUAGCUACUAAACGCAAUGAAGGGUGAUUAUUUGGAUUUAUUUUAUCCAACCAAUGUUCAAUUCCAAUUUAAAUGGCAGCUAUUCAGACUGAGGAAAAAAUGAAUACUUGAAUCAGAAUAAAACUGCCGCAUCUGAAUAAUAUUUAAAUGGAAAAACUUAAGAGGAUGAAUUUUAAGACACAAAGCCACAGGUAGAACUGUAAAACAAAUCCAUUAAAAUUAUAUCCCAAUAAUAUACUGAAAGCUGCAAGUUUCUUUACAUUAACGGUGAAGGUGAAGUAAACUAUUUAUUAUGAUGCAAUAGGAUUUCUUAUACAAGUCCAUACUGUUUGUGUACAGCAUGGAAACAGGUCCUUUGGCCCACCGAGUCCACGUCGAUCAUCGAUCACCCACACACACAGGUUCUAUGUUAUCCUUUGGGAUGUGGGGGGAAACUAGGAACAGAGGCACCCAAAGUAACAGGCAGAACAUGCAAACUCCACACAGACAGCACCUGAAGUCAGCGUUGAACCUGGGUCUCUGGUGCUGGGUAGAGGUAGCUCUACCAUCUGUGCCACUGUGCUGCCCGAAUAACAAAUUGGAUAGGAAUUUACCACAAAGGAGUUUCCAUUUGAGAAAUGUAGUCGGCAUAUGUUUAAUUCUGAACAUGAAUCUCUGGCAUUAUUACUUGCUGUUACCUCCUUCAAUUCAAACUGAAGCACUAGGUGACAAAGGGCAAAACACCUUAAUAAUACAUUUGGGGUGAAAGAGAUUAUAUCCUGUACCCAAGAUGUCCAUGAAAAUUCAUUCAAUUUCAUAAUAAACCUUGUAACUAUAUCCAUGAAUGCAAAGUGUGUGCAUUAAAGGAAAGAGUCGAAAGCAAAUCACAGUUUAGUCUUUCUCCAAAGGCCAAAAGAUUAAAGAUAAAGUAUUGGCAACAAAAACUGAUCUUGGUUAACCUGCAAAGGCCACUGGGCUUUAAUUAACCAAAGAGAACAGGCUAGCUGGGCGAUGUUGCAACAAAUCACCACCUCAGUUGAGGGCCAUCAGCUGCAAAGUUCAUUGUGUACCAGAGUCUCGACACCAACUGAAGGGGCGUUUAAAAAUGAAAAUAUCCUGCAUGUGACUUGGAUCCGAGGUCAAGUUGGUGCCAUCCGAUGGCCAGUGGGUACAAAGCUCUCAAGAUGGGAAUGAACGGAGGGAGUGACUGGGGACUAUGAUGUGGUCAGGGAUAGGAUGGAGCAAGACUGUAAAAGGAUUGUACCUAAGUAUUGGGUCCAGGAGGAUCAAACAGAUGUCCCAGGCACAACGAUGUUUUCAUGAGUGAGCGGGGGUGGUGGUGGACUGGAUACUGGGAUGUAUGUGGUUAAUGUUCGGUACAAAGGCCUUCAUUUGAGGUCUCUGGGCAUUGUGACAUUAUGUUUCAAUGAGGUUAGGGCUGGGCUGGUAUCAAGAGGUCAAAGGGAGAUUGGAGUGUAAGAGGGAAGCAUUCUAUAGUGUUCUACAGGCCUGGUCUCAAGAUGAAUGAAACUGUUCCAUCAUUGGGAUCCUGUUUGAAUUGAGUGAUGAUCCUCUCCAUCACAAAACAUUGCCUCCAUCACCUAGUUUGCAUUUGUUCUGCCGGACUUGAAAUGCUUAUCCAUGCUUUUAUCUUUAGAUUUCAAAACAGCAAUGCAAUAAUCCUACGCUCACUAAAACCUACAUUGCCAGAAUCUUAACUUGCACCAAGGUUUCCUGGUGUGUCUGAUUCAAAUUCUUGACUGAGCAAGGACUGGAGUGCAGCAUUUACCAUUUCACAGAUAAAAUUUUAAGGCAAGGCCCUUUAUAUUCUCUAACUUGAAUGCUUGACAUGCCUGGCACUACUUUGGAGCAGAGCAGAGAAGUUACAUCCUGUUGUCCUGGACAAUACUUGUUCUUCAAUCAACAUCAGUAAAGGAAUAUGAGGAUUGGGGUGGCAUAGUGGCGCAGCGGUAGAGUUGCUGCCUUAGUGCCAAAGACCCUGAUCCCGACUAUGGUGCUGUCUGUACAGCCUUUGUAUGUUCUCCCUGUGACCACAUGGGGUUUCUCUGGGUGCUCCGGUUUCCUCCCACACUACAUGUCUGUAGGUUAAUUAGCUUUGGUAAAGUUGUAGAUUGUCCCUAGUGUGUAGGAUAGUGCUAGUGUGUAUUGAGUGAACGUUGGUUAGCAUGGACUUGAUGGGCCGAAGAGCCUUUUCCCACACAUUAUCUCUAAAGUCUAAAGUAAAUUAAAGCAAAUUGCAUUGUUGUUUGUAGGAGCUUCCUAUUUGCAAAUUGAUUGCAGGUUUCCUACCUUGCAAUCGUGACUGUACUUCAAAAGUAUAUCCAGCUGUAAAAUACUCUGGGAUGUCCUGAAGAUUGUGAUAGAUUUGGACUAAAAUAAAUGCAUGUUGUCCUUUCUGUAGUUUACCCAUGGUGUCAGUGGAGCUGACCAUUAAGAAGAGGAGAAAUGAUAUACAUGUAACAGCAAUGUGAAGGAAGACACUGGAUUUAAGGUCUCUGCAGCUUUAACUGUGUCAUAAAUGGGAGAAAUACCAUAGCUCAUCAUUGAGUCAAUGUUAUCAGAUGCAUGCGAAUGUUACAAUUAUUUGGGGCAGAUUUUCCUUUGGGCAUAAAUAAUGAAUGAGUGUCUUCCCACGCCCAUCCCUCUACAUACAUGCAAAGGAAACCGAACAGUCAAUGUUCUAUGUGUAGGAAGGAACUGCAGCUGCUGGCUUGCACCGAAGAUAGACACAAAAUGCUGGAGUAACUCAGCGGGUCAGGCAGCGUCUCUGGAGAAAAGGGAUGGGCGGCAUUCUGGUCAAGAUCCUGGUCGGCAGGAGGGUCUCGACCCGAAACGCCGCCUAUUCCUUUUCUCCAGAGAUGCUGCCUGACUCGCUGAGUUACUCCAGCAUUUUGUGUCUAUGGUCAACGUUCCAUAAUUGGCCACAUGUUAAAGCGGUGCUGCACACCAAGAGGUUUCGAGUAAAAUGUUGUAAAAAAAUGACUGAUAUAAAUAUUGUGGUUCUGAAUUAGUCAUGAAGUGACUAGUAAGUAUUCAUAAAACACAUCUCAAUAAAUACAUGUAAAGUGAGAACAGAAAUUGCCAUCUUGCAUUGUAAAACUGUCUUAGCAAAUUGUGAAGAGUUUUGUCGAUCAAGUGGUCCUUUUACACAGAUGUGGAAUUUUUGUAAUCAUGUUAACGAUUAAAAUAGCAGUGUUAUAAUAAAUGGGUCCAGUGAAAUUAUUGUGGUUGAAAGUGCUUGUCAACUGUGCAAUUAUGCAUGUUCAUUUGAUCUACAGUCCCUGCAGCGUUUGAAUCGUUUCAUCCUACAGAUGAUAAGUAGCACCAAGAGCUUAAUUUAAGUCACACUGCCACAAGGCAGUAUUUGGAUGCUGCAAAUAUGUCAGAUCAAAUUCAACAAUAUCUCAUUCAUUCUCAAAAGCUACCAUAUGGAGACAGAACAUUUGAGGAUGUGAAUAUUUAUCGCGAGACCGCCCACACUUAAAAAUGUCGCUUCAAUCACUGGUUGUAAUAACUCAAACAGAUUUGGAAUACUGUCAGUUCUUAAGCAUCAACGGCAGCUGGGAGAUCGUACAGAAGAACAGAGGAUGCCGUCUGAAGCAUCAGUCUGAAUGCUGACAUUAUAACUAUGGAUUAAAAACCACCCAUACAUGGGCAUAUUUUUCAUAGCUACAUUUGUCUUAAAUAAAUGGCUUACAUUUUUUAAUCACGUGACAAGCCUGAUUACAGUAUAAAUAUAGCACACUGAAACAAAAAUCUAAUCUGUAACAGUAGAUAUUUUACCACAAAAUGUUGCAUUAUGACUCCCAAUGUUUUUUGUUUUUUGUUUAGAAUGUCAUUAAAUGAAGGCAUCAAGUUUGAGCGUCCUCACCAAUGUCUUGUACAACUGUAACAAUACGUCCUAACUUCUGUAGCCAGUACCCAGACUGAUGAAGGCCAAUGAACCAAAAGCCUUCUUGACCACCCUAUCUACCUAUGAUGCCACUUUCAACAAACCAUGUGACCGCACUCCUAGAUUCCUCUGCUCUAGGGCCCUGUCAUUUACUGUGUUGGUCCUGCCCUGGUUUGACCAUCCAAAAAUGCAACACCUUGCACUGAUCUGUGUUAAACUCCAUUAACCGUUACUCAGGCCACUUGCCCAACUGAUCAAGAUCCUGCUGUAAUUUUUGGUA